Messenger RNA from Macadamia integrifolia, 2070 nucleotides. Its product is annotated as CBL-interacting serine/threonine-protein kinase 24. Gene Ontology annotation, molecular function: protein kinase activity; ATP binding. NCBI's taxonomy places the organism in Eukaryota, Viridiplantae, Streptophyta, Magnoliopsida, Proteales, Proteaceae. The record is from RefSeq and is a predicted model, not a curated record. Gene Ontology annotation, biological process: signal transduction; protein phosphorylation. The coding region runs from base 337 to 1713 and encodes 458 amino acids. The transcript is spliced from 16 exons.
GACGGAAUAAUUACAGUCUGGAACUCUGAGGAGUGGGGGCCGUUGGGGCUUGUAGGCCCCAACGCCCUGUAUUGCUUGUUCUUCCCCGCCUGCAAUUUUAAGCCUCGACGGUCAUACGGGACGAAUCGAAUUUGCCAUUUUGCUUGGCAAUCAGCAUUUGGCAGAGCUCGUUGAUCUCUUUUAUUGGGCGUGCUUCAGCCAGAUUUUGUUUGAUCAUCAGAUUCAUCGGCCGAGAUUUUUGGGAGUUUUUCCUUCCCCAUUCUCUAGAAACGGAGAACUUGGGGGAGGGUAUAAUCUGGAGUACUUCGAAGAAAUGAGAUUUAAGAAAUUGUGAAAAUGGUCGUGAAAAGUCUUGGUAAGUAUGAGAUUGGCAGAACAAUUGGUGAAGGAACCUUUGCAAAGGUUAAAUUCGCGCAGAAUACAGAGAAUGGGGCGAGUGUUGCAGUGAAAGUUUUGGCCAAAAGUACUAUCCUUAAGCACAAGAUGGUGGAUCAGAUUAAGAGGGAAAUAUCGAUAAUGAAGAUUGUUAGGCAUCCUAACAUAAUCGGGUUACAUGAGGUUUUGGCCAGCCGGACAAAGAUAUAUAUCAUUUUAGAAUUUGUCACUGGUGGAGAACUAUUUGAUAAAAUAGUUCACCAAGGAAGGCUCCCUGAGAAUGAAUCACGGCGAUACUUUCAACAGCUUAUAGAUGCAGUUGAUUACUGCCACAGUAAGGGUGUGUACCACAGAGAUUUGAAGCCUGAAAAUCUUCUUCUUGAUUCCCAAGGGAACUUGAAAAUUUCUGACUUUGGACUCAGUGCAUUGCCUCAACAAGGUGUUGGGCUUCUUCAUACACCAUGUGGAACCCCAAAUUAUGUUGCACCAGAGGUGCUCAGCCACCAGGGUUAUGAUGGUUCUGCUGCGGAUGUCUGGUCAUGUGGGGUCAUCCUCUUUGUUCUGAUGGCUGGAUACCUUCCAUUUGAAGAGAUUGACCUUCCAAAUUUAUACAGAAAGAUCAAUGCAGCAGAGUUUUUCUGUCCACCAUGGUUCUCACCUGGAGUGACUUCACUGAUAAAAAGAAUUCUAGAUCCCAAUCCUAAAACUCGUAUUCAAAUUAAGGGAAUAAAGAAUGAUCCAUGGUUCAAGAAAAGCUAUGUUGUUGUUAAACAUGCAGAAGAUGAAACAGUAAACCUGGAUGAUGUUCGAGCAGUAUUUGACGACGUUGAGGAUAAAUUUGUUUCUGAGCAGUCAGAAGGCAAUGAAAGGGGUCCUUUGAUGAUGAAUGCAUUUGAGAUGAUUACCCUUUCCCAAGGAUUGAAUCUAUCAGCAUUGUUCGACAGGCGCCAGGACUAUGUAAAACGACAAACUCGUUUUGUUUCUCGUAAACCAGCGAAAGUCAUUAUAUCAACUAUUGAAGCUGUCGGAGAAUCCAUGGGUCUCAAGGUCCAUACGCGUAACUACAAGGUGAGACUUGAAGGAGUAUCUGCAAAUAAAAGAGGACAGUUUGCUGGUGCCCUAGAGGUUUAUGAAGUCGCUCCUUCCCUCUUCAUGGUUGAUGUUCGAAAGGCUGCUGGUGAUACACUUGAAUAUCACAAGUACAGAAGAGUUAAUGCACAGCUUCAUAUUAUUAAAGAUGAGUUGCUAAAAAGUGGUUCAAUUUAUCCAAGGCAAAGUUCACCUUUCCUUGCUUGCACCCAAGAGCACAGCAUCACUCAGGCAUUGCCUUUCUAUUAAAGCACGUGUGUAGAGCAAGGCAAGAGAGGCCCAGUUCUACAAGAAUUUCUGUAGCAAACUCGAACAUAUUAUCUGGAGAGCAACAGAUGAAGCUGCAAAAUCCGGUUUACUAAUAACUUGUCGUUGAUACAGUGAUUCAUGCGGGGUGAUGCAAAUGAAGUAAGCAGGCUGAGCCUAUUCAACCUACUUAACCUCAGCCACAGUCAGAAAGAUGUUUGUGUACCACUAAAAGGAGUCUUGGCAAUCCUCAAUGUAUUCUAUAUGUGUAUAUAUGGCUUGUAGAUCUGUGUGUUUCAUACCUGUUUGGCUGUAAAAAUGAUGUUGACAUAAUGUUAUUUAAAAUCUAUUGGCUCCUAA